AUGAUGCUUUCUGGCUUUGAUGACCCUCGGCUCGACUGGACAGACGAAUUCUUCAAAGUUGCAAGACCUGUUUGCCCUCUACUCGUUCGGCUCCAGCCGAGGCCAAGCAACGAAGACCUUCUAAUCGAAUUUGCUUUCCAAAAUAAAAGUCGAUUUGGUCUAAAUUAUUCAGGCACUAGUCGAGAAAUGGUUCUUCGUCAUGACAACAAAAUCCUGGCUCAUCUGCCUCGGCAUUCAAAUGCCAGCAUGCCAGCGUUGCCUAUUCCACUUGACUAUGAAUCCCAAAAAAGGCUCCCUUUUGCCAGCGGCAAAGCAUAG
This is a messenger RNA of Protopolystoma xenopodis, 318 nucleotides long. Lineage: Eukaryota; Metazoa; Platyhelminthes; Monogenea; Polystomatidea; Polystomatidae. The record is from the annotation of a GenBank genome assembly.